AUGAGUGUUGUCGCAGUUGCUGGUGGUCUUGGUGACCUAGGCCGCCUCAUUGCUGAGGCACUGAUUGAAACUGGCAAACAUGAGGUUUAUGUCAUGUCCAGAAAGACUUCCCAGGGAGGUUCCACUCGUACCUCACCUCUGACUGGCAAGCAAUACUCUUCUCUCAUCCACACAGACUACUCAUCUGAAGAGUCCUUGGUCCAACAGCUCGCAGACAGGCAGGUUGAUGUCAUCAUCUGUACCUUUAUCAUGGAUUGUGACUCGGCUUCGGAUGCUCAGAUACGUCUCAUUAGGGCUGCUGAAAAGUGUGCCUGUGUGAAACGUUUCAUACCCUCCGAGUUUAACGUCGAGUAUGAAGUUGGCGAUGAUGUACUCCCUUACCCGGAGAAGAGGUUCCAUCUUGCAGCUCGGCGCGAGCUAGAGAAGACAAGCACCUUUGAGUAUGCCUACAUCUAUCCCGGCAUGUUCAUGGACUAUUUUGGCCUGCCAAAGGUGGAGAGCAGCCUUCGUCCGCUCUGUUUCUUUGUUGACCCAGAAAAAGGUCUGGCGGUAUUGCCGGAUGAUGGUGAGGCUAGAAUGAGCAUGACCUUUACGACGGACGCUGCACGGUACAUAGCUCUAGCACUUGAUCUGGAGAAAUGGACCCGGAUUCUUACAACUGUUGUCAGCACCGUCUCACUCAAUGAGCUUGUCAAGCUCUUAGAGGAGAGCCUGGGUCGUAAGCUGCAAGUACUUUACCAGCCUCUGGAAAAGCUUCUUGAGCAUGACGCGAUCGACCUCCCGACCAACUUGGAGAUUGCGAAAGAGUAUCCGGAGCGAUUCCCCGAGGGAUUGGAUCAGCUGCGAGGGCUGAUUGCCGAUCUCGAGGCUGGCGUUGCACUUGGAGCCUACGACCUCAGCAAGUUACAUGGGCACCUAGACCUAGUCAAGGUGUUUGAGGGGGUGACUGCGGCCCCAAGGAGAAUCGAGGACUUGGUGGAGGAGGCAUGGGGUGCAGCAGGUACUGAUCAAUGA
Messenger RNA from Pestalotiopsis fici W106-1, 1014 nucleotides. RefSeq lists its product as uncharacterized. The record is from RefSeq and is a predicted model, not a curated record. The transcript is spliced from 2 exons. NCBI's taxonomy places the organism in Eukaryota, Fungi, Ascomycota, Sordariomycetes, Amphisphaeriales, Sporocadaceae. The coding region runs from base 1 to 1014 and encodes 337 amino acids. Gene Ontology annotation, molecular function: oxidoreductase activity.